AUGGUCAUGAAUGACACACUGACGAUGUGCACUCGACUGGGGACGAAACGCUUGCAAACCAAUUGCCAAGCUCGGCGAACAGAUCAACUACCACCUGAUCAGCCAACAUCACUCCAUGCCCGUCCGAGACUGUGCUUGCGUCCAACACAGUUGCUCGAUGCUCCUGAAAAUCGAUUAAAGACGUUAAAGCAGGUGCUGUCCAUGACGUGUAUCCAAGACGGUGACGUUUUGCGAGCUCCCUUGCAACCCGAUCAUGACGAGCAUAUCUAG
This is a messenger RNA of Opisthorchis viverrini, 270 nucleotides long. RefSeq lists its product as hypothetical. The coding region runs from base 1 to 270 and encodes 89 amino acids. NCBI's taxonomy places the organism in Eukaryota, Metazoa, Platyhelminthes, Trematoda, Opisthorchiida, Opisthorchiidae. The transcript is spliced from 3 exons. The record is from RefSeq and is a predicted model, not a curated record.